AUGCCACGCAAAAAAUCAAAUAUUGGCAGAACAACUAGAAAAGCACGGCAACAUGCAGCAAUUAGAGCGGCUGAAACGUCUGAGGACCGAGACGCUCGAUUAGAAGAUCAGCGAGUGCGCGCUUCAACAUCGAGAGCAGCGGAAACACAUGAGCAGCGAGACGCUCGAUUAGAAGAUCAGCGAGUGCGCGCUUCAACAUCGAGAGCAGCGGAAACACCUGAGCAGCGAGACGAACGAAUAGAAGAUCUGCGAGUGCGCGCUUCAACAUCGAGAUCAGCGGAAACACCUGAGCAGCGAGACGAACGUAUAGAAGAUCUGCGAGUGCGCGCUUCAACAUCGAGAGCAGCGGAAACACCUGAAGAUCUACAGGUUCGACGUGAGACUGAACGUUUACGUCAAAUUCAAACAAGAAUAAGAGGAGAUCUCAAUAAAGCUGCGUUCGAAUACGAUAAAACGUAUGACUACAAAAUACAUCGCGACAUUGCAAUUGGUUUAAUGACUACUUUAUGCCCAUACUGCCAUGCUUUGAAGUUUCAAAAAGAGUCGCUCGGUAUGUGUUGCUCGAAUGGGAAAGUAAAUUUGCCACCAUUGUCUGAGCCACCUGAACCCCUUCAAACCUACAUUGCUGGUGUUUCCCGGGAGUCCAAACACUUCCUCCAACAUAUUCGUAAAUACAACUCAUGUUUCCAAAUGACUUCGUUUGGUGCAUCCAGUAUUGUGAGAUAUGGAAAUUUUAUGCCCACAUUCAAAGUGCAAGGGCAAGUGUACCAUCAAAUAGGUUCACUUCUUCCACUACCUCAAGAAGAUCCUCAGUUUUUGCAAAUUUAUUUCAUCGACAAUGUAGAGGAAGAGCUUGAUCGACGAUGCGCAUUUAGUUUAGCAACAAAUAGGGAAAUUAUUGCUGAGUUACGAGCAUCAUUUCAUGAACAUAACAGUCUGGUCAGAGAUUUUAAAUCUGCAUUGGAAAAUGCGAGAGAAGACGACUUUAAAGUCAUUAUCAGGGCAGAUAAAGCACCAUUACAUGAACAUGCAAGACGUUUCAAUGCUCAAAUGGCCCCUGAAGUAGGAGCUGUGAUUGUUGGAACGGAAAUUACCAGACGAGAUAUUGUUAUCAGCAUGCGCGACGAAACAAAGCAACGAGUUUCUGAAACACAUAGAUCCUAUGACGCCCUUCAGUACCCAAUAAUGUUUCCACGAGGAGAAGAUGGAUAUAAUCUCGAACUAUAUCAAACCAACCCCACAACAGGCGCAGCAACUACCAAAAAAGUAAGUUGCAAAGCUUUUUAUGCAUAUCGUAUCAUGAUUAGAGAUCAACAGACUAACCACAUUCUAAUGUGCCGUCAACUUUUCCAACAAUUUAUUGUUGAUAUGUACGCUAAAGUUGAAAGUGAACGUUUAAACUAUAUUCGUUUCAACCAAUCUAAGCUUCGGGUCGAAGAUUAUAUUCAUUUGCGAGAUGCAGUCGCCAAUGAUGGAGUAGCUGCUGAUAUUGGUCAGAAAGUUAUCCUUCCGUCCUCUUACACAGGAAGUCCAAGACACAUGCAUGAGUAUGCACAAGAUGCAUUGACAUAUGUUCGAAAAUAUGGACGACCUGAUCUCUUUAUAACGUUUACCUGUAAUCCAUCUUGGAAGGAAAUCACAGAUUUACUGCUUCCAGGCCAGCAACCAUGUCAUCGGCAUGAUAUCACAGCAAGAGUUUUUAAACAAAAGUUGAUACGUUUUAUUGACAUAAUCACCAAAAACCAUAUAUAUGGGGAAACUCGAUGCUGGAUGUACUCAGUAGAAUGGCAAAAAAGAGGUCUGCCACAUGCACACGUAUUAAUAUGGUUGGUUGAAAAGAUUGUCCCUACUCAAAUUGAUGACAUCAUAUCUGCCGAGCUUCCAAAUCCAGAGGAGGAUCCAGAACUAUUUGAAAUAGUAAGAAAAAAUAUGAUUCACGGACCAUGUGGAUUACACAACCCACAUUCACCAUGCAUGAAAGACGGAAAAUGUACCAAAAAGUAUCCACGUGCUAUGUACAAAGAGACACAGACUGGUGGAGAUGGAUAUCCGCAGUACAGACGAAGAAUCCCAGAAGAAGGAGGUUUCACAACAAAUAUCAAGAUUAAAAACAUGGAUUUUGAGACAAAUAACCAGUGGAUAGUGCCAUACUCUCCAUUGCUUUUGAAAACAUUCAACGCGCAUAUUAACGUAGAAUACUGCAACUCAGUUAAAUCAAUCAAGUACAUAUGUAAAUAUGUGAAUAAAGGUAGUGACAUGGCUGUUUUUGGAUUUGGUAAUCCUAACGUGCCUAAUGAUGAAAUCGACCAAUUCCUAAUGGGGCGUUACAUUAGUAGCAAUGAGGCUGUGUGGCGAAUUCUUGGUUUUGAAAUCCAUGAACGCUUUCCUGCCGUCAUGCAUCUCAGCGUGCAUUUAGAAAACGGCCAACGAGUAUACUUCACUGAAGAGAAUGUCGCCCAGAGAGCCGUAGACCCACCAAACACAACUUUGACUGCCUUUUUCGAGUUGUGUAGAGCUGAUGAAUUUGCAAAAACUUUACUGUAUCAUGAAGUUCCGCAUUACUAUACCUGGAAUCCCAGAACUAAGAAGUUUUGCAAAAGAAAACGAGGUGUUCAUCACCCUGAAGUAGAUGGCAUAUAUUCUACUGGCACACUGGGACGAGUGUACACAGUGCACCCAAGUAACAGUGAGUGCUACUAUCUGAGAAUGUUGCUCCAUGUAGUUAAAGGACCAACUUCAUUUCAAGAUCUGAAAAUCGUUGAAGGGCAAGUUUGUCAGACGUUCAGAGAAGCAUGUUCCAAACUUGGAUUGCUUGAAUGUGACUUAUACUGGAACAAUACAUUGGCUGAGGCGUCUGAAACACGUCAUCCCCACCAGAUACGGACUCUAUUUGCUAUAAUCCUAACUACCUGCGCACCUUCAAAUCCACAUGACCUUUGGGAAAGGCACAAAGAAAGUAUGAGCGAAGACAUUCUCCUUCGAGUUCGCAGAGACAACCCCGACCAGGAGGUUCAGUAUACGGAAAACAUCUUUAAUGAAGCUUUAAUUUCACUUGAGGACAUGUGUAUUUCUAUUAACAACAAAAUCCUCAAUGAACUUGGGCUACUUUCACCAGAGAGAAAUAAUAGAAACGAUGUUAUUGAUAAAGAGCUUUUGAGGGAAACACAGUACGACCUCGCUGCACUAAAAGUGUACGUUGAAAUUCAUAAACAUAAACUAACAGACGACCAACAGCUAGCAUACGACACAGUGAUGCAGCAUAUACGAGUUGGUAAUGGAGGCCUUCUUUUUAUCGAUGCACCAGGUGGCACAGGAAAAACAUUUUUGUUAAACUUAAUACUUGCCGAAAUUAGAAUGAACAAGAACAUUGCUCUGGCUGUUGCAUCAUCUGGCAUCGCAGCCACAUUACUUGAUGGAGGACGAACAGCACAUUCGGCAUUCAAGUUGCCUUUGAAUUUGAAUCAAGCUACAGAAACUCCGUGCAACAUCAGUAAGACAUCUGGAAUGGCAACGGUGCUUAAAACAUGCAAACUUAUUAUAUGGGAUGAGUGUACCAUGGCCCAUAAGAAAGGACUUGAGGCACUUGAUCGCACUUUGCGAGAUUUCAGGAAUGAUCAACGGCCAAUGGGUGGUGCACUAAUACUGCUUGCCGGCGAUUUCCGUCAAACAUUGCCUGUGAUACCAAGGUCAACUCCAGCUGAUGAGCUUAACGCUUGCCUUAAGAAUUCUGUCUUAUGGAGGUAUGUGAAAAAAAUAACACUCUCGACCAAUAUGCGCGUUCACUUGCUUGAAGAUGAUUCGGCAGAACAUUUUGCUAAACAGCUUUUAGAUCUAGGUAGAGCUGUGAGAGGGUAUGGAGGCUUGAAAACCAGCGACUGCACCUUGCUUCCAGAAGAAGAGAGAAAUGCUGCUUCCUUUAUGAUGAAUUCAUUUCGGAAACCACGAAAACCUUGA
Molecule: messenger RNA, 3954 nt
Organism: Macrosteles quadrilineatus (aster leafhopper)
Lineage: Eukaryota; Metazoa; Arthropoda; Insecta; Hemiptera; Cicadellidae
Exons: 2
Coding region: 1-3954 (1317 amino acids)
Biological process (GO): DNA repair; telomere maintenance
Molecular function (GO): DNA helicase activity
Source: RefSeq, a predicted model, not a curated record